This is a messenger RNA of Thelazia callipaeda (thelaziosis nematode), 1131 nucleotides long. The record is from the annotation of a GenBank genome assembly. Lineage: Eukaryota; Metazoa; Nematoda; Chromadorea; Rhabditida; Thelaziidae.
AUGCCGAUUGCUAUUACUAGUAUAGCCACAGAAUUUGACUAUUCGCUCAUUCAACAAGGCUGGAUCUUGAGCUCUUUUCCUGCCGGAUACAUUAGCUCUCAAAUAAUUGGGAGUUGUGCGUGCUCUCAGUUAAGUGGUCACUAUCUUUUAUGUUUCGUUGUAUUGUUAUGGUCCAUAAGUACAGUAUUGGUACCUGUUAUUGCUUCAUCAUAUCAUUUGUUGAUUUUCGCUCGAGUAAUAUUAGGUUUAGGAGAAGGAUUAGGUCUUCCGACAAUGUACCAUAUACUUGCUCAAACUGUACCUUCAGAACAGAGAUCCUCUGCAUUUUCAUAUCUUAUAGCUGGUGGUGCAGUUGGCCAGACCAUUGCAGCGGCCAUUUGUCCCCAUUUAAAAUGGGAAUAUUCAUUUCAUAUAUUCGGCAUUAUUGGAAUAUGUUGGUGUAUUUUAUGGAUAAGAACAGAUACCAAAUUACCCCUACCAAACCAUCACCAUCUUCUUUUCCAAAAAUUACGCAAUCCACUGAAUCGGUGGGAUCGGUUCUUUACACUACCACCAUUAACUGCUAUUUAUGUUGCACACUUUUGCAUGAACUGGAACGCUUAUAUUAUUAUGCAUUGGUUACCCACUUAUUUACGUGUCACCUUCCGGGCGGAUCCAGCUGAGAUAUCGCUGGCUGCUCUACCAUAUUUAGCAAACAGCCUUUUUGCUAUUGCAACAGGUCAUUUGGUUGAUAAAAUGGUGAAUGAGAAAAAGACGUCACUGCUUUACGCUCGAAUAUGCUGCACUACCCUAGGACUUGCUGUUCCUGCGCUCUUGCUUAUCGGUUUCGCAUUUGUUACGAGCCUUCUUCCAGCGAUCUUAAUGGUUUCAUUAAGUAUGGGCGCAUUAGCUUUGAAUUCAGCAGGUCAUUUAAGUAAUCACGCAGAUGUUGCUCCAAAGUACGCCGGCAUUACAUUCGCUAUUUCAAAUACAAUUGCAACAUUACCUGGCCUUACUGUUGGACCACUAACAGCACGACUAGUGGUUGAGUCAUCGGGACGCUGGUGGCCAGCAUUCAUAUUAGCAGGAAUGUUGAAUUUUGCUGGUGCAGUUGUGUAUGCACAUUAUGCUUCAGUUAAACAAGUAAUAUAA